Molecule: messenger RNA, 3772 nt
Organism: Neltuma alba
Lineage: Eukaryota; Viridiplantae; Streptophyta; Magnoliopsida; Fabales; Fabaceae
Product: clathrin interactor EPSIN 3
Exons: 14
Coding region: 377-3391 (1004 amino acids)
Biological process (GO): endocytosis
Cellular component (GO): plasma membrane; clathrin vesicle coat; endosome
Molecular function (GO): phospholipid binding; clathrin binding
Source: RefSeq, a predicted model, not a curated record
GCGCUGUCUUUCUCGUCCUUUUUUCUUUCGUUUAACUCCGAGUUUGUAGAGAGAGAAAAUUGAAGAGAAAUAAGGGGAUCCAGAGCCAGCCAGCCAGCCAGCCAGCAGACAGCCCAGGCACCCUCAUCAUUCUCUUUCUCGGUGUAAUAUGGUUGUUUGAGGGUGAGACAUCAUCGAAUCGCAAUUCCUAGAGCUCCUGUGUAUUGUGAAUCCCUCUUAUCUCUGGUGAUAUCUGUCUUGUUUUCUCCCCCUCACUACCAUAUUCAUUUUCCGCUUCCUGCCGACAAAAAGCGCCCGAUUGGAUCAGGCAGGCUUUAUUUAAAUAGGACAAGUUUCUGUGGUGCUGGCUCAUAUAUCAUACUGAACACCAACUACAAUGAAGAAGGCCAUUGGUCAAACUGUUAGAGACCUUAAAAGAGAAGUAAAUAAGAAAGUGCUGAAAGUUCCUGGGAUCGAACAGAAGGUUCUUGAUGCUACCAGCAAUGAACCAUGGGGUCCUCAUGGAUCACUUCUGGCAGAUAUUGCACAGGCAACCAGAAAUUACCAUGAAUACCAGAUGAUUAUGGCAGUGAUCUGGAAGCGGAUUAAUGACACUGGCAAGAAUUGGCGGCAUGUCUACAAGGCUUUGACAGUUCUGGAGUAUCUGGUGGCUCAUGGGUCAGAACGAGUUAUAGAUGAGAUCCGAGAACAUGCCUAUCAAAUAUCUACAUUGUCCGAUUUUCAAUAUAUUGAUUCCAGUGGAAGAGACCAGGGCAACAAUGUUAGGAGGAAAUCUCAGAGUCUUGUCCUCCUUGUGAAUGAUAAAGAAAAGAUAAUAGAAGUUAGACAAAAAGCUGCUGCUAACAGAGAUAAGUUUCGAAACACUUCAACAGGUGGAAUGUAUAAGCCGGGGUCAUAUUCUGGCAGUGGAGGUUAUGGUGAUAGAUAUGAUGGUGAUCGAUAUGGAAGCAGGGAUGAAGAUAGAUAUGGGUAUGGUUAUGGCAGAGAAAGAGAAUAUGGCUACAGGGAAGAUGAUCGGUAUAGUCGUGAUGGUGAUCGUUAUGGCAGAGAUAAUGAAGAUCGCUAUGGUAGGGAUGGUUAUAGGGAUGAUGAAUACCGGGGUAGAAGUCCAAGCACUGAUGAUUACCAGCAUGGCUCAAGAAGCAGGAGUGCUGAUGGUGACCGUAAUUAUGAUGAUGAUGGCCAACAUUCAUCUCGAGGUAGCAGUGUGAAGGCUGAAGAUCGUUCUCUGGAAGCAAGGCUGGAACGCAAACUUUCUGAGCAAAAUGUCGGUGGCCCUCCUAGCUAUGAAGAAUCUGUUAGCGAAUCUAGAAGCCCUAUGCAUGGUGAAAGGGAUGUAGAAGCUUCAACAGCUGCUGUCCCAAGGGGUUCUUCUCCAAAUGUAAAUGAUAAUAUGGCUCAAAAUUCUGCUCAUACAGGAUCUUCUCCUCAUGUAAGCAAUAAUCCAACCCUGGCAACUGCUGCUGUUGGUGUUGCUCCAUCUGCAAACCACGAAGUUGAGAGUUUUGAUGAAUUUGAUCCCCGUGGUCCUUUAUCAGCUGCCCCAGCUGCUUCUAAAAAUGUUGAAAUAGACUUGCUUGGCUCACUUUCGGAGUCAUUUUCUUCUCCAAAUGCACUGGCUUUAGUGCCAGCCACUUCAGCAACCACUGCCCUUGAAGCCAAUGCAAGUAAUGGUUCUGCAGCUCCCUUUGCAGCAUCUGGGUCCAACAACAUCAAUCAGCCAUUUGAGGAUCCAUUUGGUGAUUCACCUUUCAAGGCUAUUCCUUCUGCAGAAACUGCUUCAAAUCAACCUCAGACAUAUCAGAGUUUUGAACCAUCCCAAUCAAGUGGUCUUACCUCAGAAAAUGUCUCGAACUUUGGGUUUGGGGAUUCAUUCUCUGCUGCACCACUCUCUGCGCCUGGUGCCCCUCAUGCGCAAUCUUUCUCAACAAGCUCCCAGUUCUUGCCUCAAGAUUUGUCAGCUCCACCGCAGGAAACUGAUAUCCUUGCAGAUAUUCUUCCUCCAGCACCAUUACCUGUGAUGACUUCACACCCAAACGUAUCAACUGCUGCUUCCCAACCUUCACCUCCAUCCUUCUUACCCUCAACUGGGCAAUCUGCACCAGAAUCUUUUUCUGUACCAAGCAGUCAACUUGCGCCGCAAGGUUUCUCUGCUGCAACAAGUCAACCUGGACACCAAGCUUUUUCAGUUCCCCCUGGCCAUCUUGUCCAGCAAGCCUUUCAAGCUCCUACAAGCCAAUCAAUGCAACCUCCUUUUUCAGGUCCAACUAGCCAACACACCCAACCUUUUACAACUCCUGCUGGGCAACCUCCACAUCAGACCUUUUCGGCUCACACUGGCCAACCUGGACAGCAUGCAUUUUCAUCUCCCAGUGACCAUUCUACACAGCCACCUUUUUCUGCUCAUGGGGGUCAACCUGCACAGCCAAAUGUUAAUCUACAUGGUGGAUUCAACUCUCAGGCGGUAUCUCUGACUCCACAGCCUCCAAACAUCUCUCAGUCCCAAAAUAGACAUAAUGGACAGAUCGGCAGUGAGAGCUUCCUCCCACAAGGAUCCACAGCUUCUAUUCCAUCAUCGAUGGUCUCUCAAGCUCCAACAGGACAAGAUUCACAGAGUGCAAACCAUUUUCUACAGCAGGGAGGAUCUACUGCUCAAUCUCCAUUUGGCCCUGCAUCACAGCAUAACAGUGGGAACUUUGUUGCACAACAGGGCACUGCAGCUCCCUUUGGCUCAUCGAUUACCCAUCAACCACAAAGUGUGCCCGGGGGAAAACAAAAUGAUGUUUUAGGUAGCUUACCUGGUUCAUCUGGAGGAAGUGCUCCUAAUGCUUCAUCCUAUGCUGUUUCUUCGUCUGGACCAAUUGCUGUAGUUUCUCUGCAAUCCAAGGACAAGUUCGAGACAAAAUCAACUGUUUGGGCAGAUACACUAAGCCGAGGACUGGUUAACUUGAACAUAUCUGGCCCUAAAAUAAACCCCUUGGCAGAUAUCGGAAUUGACUUUGAUGCCAUUAAUAGAAAGGAAAAGAGGAUGGAGAAGCCCACAACCACCACUGUAACAUCGACUGUGAACAUGGGUAAAGCUAUGGGAUCGGGCUCAGGAAUUGGUCGUGCUGGUGCUGGUGCCCUCAGAGCUCCGGCUAACGCGAUGAUGGGAUCAGGGGCGGGCAUGGGCAUGGGCAUGGGCAUGGGCAAUGGUCCUGGUGUUGGUAUGGGUAUGGGCGGCUAUGGGGGCAUUAAUCCAUCAAUGGGGAUGGGGAUGAAUAUGGGGCAAGGAGUCCAGAUGCAACCUCCUACUGGUAUGCCCCCUGGCUCCAACAUACCCGGUAACUAUAACCCCAUGAUGGGUCCAGGUGGUUACCCUCACCAGCCAUAUGGCGGUGGUUAUCGAUGAAAAUGAGCAUCAUUUCUAGAUUGCAAGGUAAAGUAUUCUUACUCCGAUUGUUUCACUCUACAAUGAAGAGAUGGCGUGGCGAUACUGGUGCAAGUGUGCUACUACCUUGGUGGUCAACAUUUUGAGAUUUGAUUUUAAAGCACUGUAUUUUUAACAAGAGUUGUAAUUUUUUGUAGAGUGACCCGGUGUGAUGUAUGUUUAUUGUUCAACAUCUGCUUUUGUCAUUCUUUUUGGGGUCACACGUUUCUAUAGGAGCUUUGGCUUGUAUUGAGUACCAGUGAAUGAUUAGAAUAACCUCAGGCUACUGUCCUUUUGGUUCGUUCUUCAUUUUUGCACACCAAUAUGUGGUGUAAAAUUAAUAUAUUCUUUUUUCAUUUAUUA